UGUUGUGUUUGCGAUGGGAAUAGUAUUGAUGUGAACACGAGUUCGGGUUCAGUGAGGGGUCAGACACUCCAUGUCUUGAAUCGCAAAAUACAUCAAUUCUUGAAUAUACCCUACGCUGAGCCACCUUUAGGCCCACUCAGGUUCGCCCCUCCACUACCUCUCAAAGCACCCAAACAGGGUAUAAUAGACGGCACAAAAUCUGGUAACGAUUGCAUUCAAAAGAUACCAAAGUUUGGUGUUUUGACGGGAAAUGAAAUGAUAAGUGAAGACUGUUUGGUAUUGAAUAUAUGGACACCAAAUGUGGACAAUAAUGAUGAUAAUCACCAGAAAGUGGGUCUUAAACCAGUAAUGUUUUGGAUAUAUGGCGGAGCAUUGAGUACGGGAUCAAUAUUUAUGGACAAAUUUAAUGGCAGUGUUUUGUCAACCAAUGAUGUGGUUGUGGUUACCGUUAACUAUAGGGUCGGGCCGUUGGGGUUCCUCUACGGCGGCGAUGAGACAGCGCCCGGAAAUGCGGGCUUUUAUGACCAGUUAUUGGCUCUCAAAUGGGUAAGAGAAAACAUACAUCUAUUCGGCGGAGAUAGGGAUCAGAUGACCAUUUUUGGUGAGAGCGCCGGGAGUUGGUCGGUGUCCGCACACAUACUCUCCCCGCUAUCCAAAGGCCUAUUCAAGAGGGCUAUUAUGCAAAGCGGGUCUCUUAUGUACAACAGAGACCGUCCGGCGCUCAGUACUAUUGAGGGCCUUCAAAGGGCCAAACAUUUGGCCCGAAGUUUGAAUUGCGAUGAAUUUGACUACAAAUGGUUGGACUGUUUGCGCGCAAUAGACGACCCGAACCUGUUUAUAGAGACGCCCGAAAACGGGAAUAUUAUUAUUAUGACACACGCGGUGUUUGGCACACAAUUUCUAUCCGUUUUACCUCAAAAAUUAAUAUUCAAAACAGACAUUGAAGUGAUGGCCGGUGUUGUCAAAGACGAGGGCCCACUACUGACUCACGGCUUAUUUCCAGAAAUGCGGUCCGAAAUGACUGCACAACUGUUUUAUAAAGUGGUCCGCGAUUUGAGCCGCGAAUACCAUAACAUAGAUGUGAACGAAGUGUGCGAUUAUUACCUCAAAGGUGUCCACAAAACCAAUUCAUCGCAACUGAAGGCAGCGUUUAAUGAAUUAUACGGCGAUUUAGUGAUCACUUGUCCCACAUAUUACUUCGCAAAGAGAUUGGCCACAAGUGGACGAAAACAAAGAUCUAAUGUUGCCGUAUGUAAGGGAGGGCUCGUCUGUCACGGCGCGGAUGUGGAUUUUGUUUUCGGUUAUCCCUUAAGAAAUCCGACACUUUUUACGGAAACUGAUUAUGACUUCAGUAUAGAUGUGAUGAAAAUGUGGACCAAUUUUGCAAAGACUGGCAAAGCACAUGACGUUUGGCCACAACUUUGGGACAAAUCUGUGAUUCGAGUGAAAGACUUGAAUCCCAACGAUAUCAAAGCACAUGACGUUUGGCCACAACUUUGGGACAAAUCUGUGGUUCGAGUGAAAGACUUGAAUCCCAACGAUAUGUCACUUAUUCUCGACAAUCCAUACGAGAGUACAUGUGAUGGCAUUUGGAAACACUAUUUUUAAUAAUUAUUUAACAU
Messenger RNA from Medioppia subpectinata, 1622 nucleotides. NCBI's taxonomy places the organism in Eukaryota, Metazoa, Arthropoda, Arachnida, Sarcoptiformes, Oppiidae. The record is from the annotation of a GenBank genome assembly.